Molecule: messenger RNA, 3144 nt
Organism: Leptopilina heterotoma
Lineage: Eukaryota; Metazoa; Arthropoda; Insecta; Hymenoptera; Figitidae
Product: octopamine receptor beta-2R-like
Exons: 5
Coding region: 1527-2825 (432 amino acids)
Biological process (GO): adenylate cyclase-activating adrenergic receptor signaling pathway
Cellular component (GO): membrane
Molecular function (GO): octopamine receptor activity
Source: RefSeq, a predicted model, not a curated record
UCAGUCGCGGUCGAACCGCCACACAGAGAGCUUUCGUUCAAUUUAUAUUAUUUGAUGCGAAGCUUUCGCGGGGCUGUGAGCUUUCGGUUUUUCACACAAAAAAAAAGUCAAGAGAGUGAUAAUCGACAAUCAAUUCUGCCACACGUUCUUCUUAAUGUUUUCAGAUGGAUUUCUUUCAAAUAUAUUAAUGGUUUAAAAAACGAAAAGAAAAUUCAAAAAUUACUGGUAGGUCAAUUGCAGGCGAGGAAAUUUCGAUUUUUUUUUCUCCCAGUGAGUGUUGUUAGUGAUUUGAAUAAAAAUCGACGAAUUCGUAUAAAACAGAAUUUCUUUUUAAAACGAAAAUAUUUUCAUUUAUUGAAAUGGAAGUGAAGAAUAAUUCGUUUUUCAUUGAGAGUAAAAAAACUCAAUUACAAGGUGAAACCUCUUUCUGAGGGUAAAAUUUAAGAAACGAAAAUUUUAUCCAAAAAGAUGUAGGAAAAUUUAAUUUUUCUUUACCGCAAAAAGAAAUAAAGGUGAAUUCUUUGAAAAGGGGAAAAUAAUGAGUAGUUUCAUUUUUGUAGAAAAAAAGGUAAAAUUUUACCAAUUAAAAAGGUAAAAUUUCAUGUGAAACUUUUUGAAAACUACUAUUAAAAAAUAAAAUUUUCAAAAAGAAUUCUUCCCUAAAACGGAAUUUUUCGAUGAUAACACAAAAAAUGCCCUAAAAGGAAAUUGUUCAGUGACCCGUAAAUAGAGUGGUGGAAGAAGAAGAAGAAAAAAAGUGUGAUUUAAAAUUCAGAAACGUGAUAGAAUAUAUAUGUAUUUCAAGUACUGAAAAGUUCAAUGAGGCAUUCUCGAGUGGUUUGGCUGUCCAAAUGGGAUAGAUUUUUUCCUUGUACACGACGUAAGAGAAGGCAUGAUUGUUCUGUGCAAGUGUUCAAGUAAGAUAUCGUGUGAUAAUGCGAUAUCGCGAAUACAAGAAUUUAAAAAAUUUCCAAAUUUCAAAAAUUGUGAGCAUCAUUCAAUAAUAAUAAUAAGUGUACUGUGUGAACACUGCAUUUACAUUGUGAGAAAAUCACGAGAGAGAAAUCAACUUUUUUUUGCAAUAUCGACAGUUACAAGAAAACCAAGCGAAAAAGAGAAAAAGAGAGUGAAGACUGCAGUGAAAGAUAAUUUUCAGAUAAAACUUUGAACUGGACACCCGCUGUCUAUAUAGUAAGUUCCACUAAUUUCAUGGCUCAUUACAUAAAGAAAUAUUCGCUGUGCUGAAUAAUAAUUUAAGUCUAAAUUAUUCACGGCUUUAUCCGUCCUCAUGGAUUCACGACAUUUGGAACCUGCAUUUUCGUGCUCAGUUCGAAGAAAAAUGACGAUUAGAUGAGCAGCUCCGGGGAGUAUCGGGCAUUAAGUAAAAUCCACACCUCGUCAGUAUUCAUCAACUUCCGAAUCAUGAGAUUGUUAAUUGUAAGCCAGAUGAUUAGUUCAUCAGUGACUUAAAUUGAUAAUAUCGAGAGGAGAUCUCGAUAUCUCCAGAAUAAAAUUAAUCAAAGGAAAUGUCAAGCAGUUCCGAGCCGGAUGUCUCAGUAACAAGCAUGACAUUGUCAGAAAUGUUGACAAGCUCAGAUCCACGGGAAAACAGCACAAAUGACACAUUAUCCCUGGAGGAACCAGAUCUGCCAAUAGCCAUAUUGAAAGGAUGUAUCCUUGGUUCGAUAAUCCUCUCGGCCGUUUUCGGCAAUCUUCUCGUAAUGGUGUCCGUAAUGAGGCAUCGAAAAUUGCGAAUAAUCACAAACUAUUUCGUCGUCUCAUUGGCCCUAGCUGACAUGCUCGUAGCAAUGUUCGCAAUGACAUUUAACGCCAGUGUGCAAGUGACUGGUCACUGGUUAUUUGGAUAUUUCAUGUGCGACGUUUGGAAUUCAUUGGACGUUUACUUUAGCACGAGCUCGAUACUUCAUUUGAUGUGCAUCUCAGUCGAUCGUUAUUACGCCAUUGUCAAACCACUCAAGUAUCCGAUAAAUAUGACAAAAAAAGUGGUAGCCUACAUGCUAUUGGCAUGUUGGGUAUCACCGGCCGUCAUAUCGUUCGUGCCAAUAUUCAACGAAUGGUACACGACCUCGAAAAAUAGCGCGUUCCGUCACGAUCAUCCUGACGUGUGUGAAUUCAAAGUCAAUAAAGGAUACGCAAUUCUUUCAUCGAGCAUAUCCUUUUGGAUACCGUGCACAAUUAUGUCAUUGACAUAUUUGGCGAUAUUUAAGGAGGCGAAUAAGCAGGAGAAACAAAUGCACAGUCGCUUGGGCACGGCAAUGUUAUUGAGCCAUCGGCCGAGCAAGGAUAUGAAUAAUAUUAAUGGAGAACUUAAUAGUGGGGGUUCGUCGAAAACAUUAACGCUCAACGAAAUUAGCACAGAUCAUCUUCAUACACCGACUAAAGAUAAGAAUAUCAUGAAAAUGAAGAGGGAGCACAAAGCAGCUAGAACAUUGGGAAUUAUAAUGGGAACAUUUAUUCUAUGUUGGCUGCCAUUUUUCUUAUGGUACGUCAGUACAAGUUUGUGCGGUGACGAUUGCAUCACACCGGAUGUUGUCAUUGCGUUAUUAUUCUGGAUUGGGUACACGAACUCUGCACUCAAUCCAUUAAUUUACGCGUACUUCAAUCGAGAUUUCCGGGAGGCCUUCCGGAAUACAUUGCAAUGCGCUUUUUGUUCAUUAUGCCGAAAUGAACCUUCCGACUUGGAUGCUCUUGAUUUUCGACGGCCCUCGCUAAGGUACGACGAUCGAACUAAGAGCAUAUACUCCGAGACCUACAUUAAACACAUCGACCGUCGAAGAUCUAGUGAAUUUGGAAGCAGUCUCUGAGACGAAACCAAAUUUAGAUUUUAAGUAAUCUCAAAGAAAAUAAAAAUCCCCCUUACCCCUCAUCAUUCUAAUAAUCCAAUUUAAAUCCACUUCUUUCAUCUAACCAACUCUCGUUCCCCAUCGUCCCCGUCCUUAUGCAUCCCAAUCACAUCGAGAAGCGGAAAAAAAUCUCCCGAUACACUCGUAAUAAUUGCCAAAAUAAAUAAUCGCGAUGUUUGCGCAUUAGUUUAUAAUCGUAUAUUGCCAAAGUUAGCUUUUAAGUGAGCUUUAAUAGCCAAUGACGCGUUUCACGAAGAAAUUAAAAAAAAAAUGUUAUGAA